Messenger RNA from Phyllostomus discolor (pale spear-nosed bat), 3649 nucleotides. RefSeq names its product zinc finger protein 667 (gene ZNF667). Lineage: Eukaryota; Metazoa; Chordata; Mammalia; Chiroptera; Phyllostomidae. The record is from RefSeq and is a predicted model, not a curated record. Gene Ontology annotation, biological process: negative regulation of transcription by RNA polymerase II. Gene Ontology annotation, molecular function: DNA-binding transcription repressor activity, RNA polymerase II-specific.
AAUCAGUCUAAAUAGUUACCAGUGAUACAGUUUACAUGCUUUUUCUCGUAUGAGUCUUCAAAGCCAGUGUGUGUCUUGCAUGCAGUGCCCCUCCAUCCAGUUGUGUCGUGUUCACUGCAGAUAUUUGUUCUGUAUUUAAAUUUCAUAAAGUUUAUCAUUUGAGAAGUAUAUUCACACACCCCAGUUGUUCUGAACAUACCUUAAAGUUUUACAGUAGCUGAAAUGAAUCCAUUUUCAAUUUUAGUUUAAAAAUAAAUUUUAAUUUGGUAAUUUUCAUAUUUUAAUAAUAAACUCACAGAAAUAAUGUAAAAUCAAACACUCUGUUUCUUAGUUGCAUGAGCCUUGUUUCCAGGGCAUACUUGUCACACUGGCUGGUGGCAUGCCUGCGGUUCUUAUAGAGACUCCAGGGUCACCCAGAAGGCCAAUGAGCCUCUUGACCUCUGUUCUCCUGCAGCCCCACCUUCCCGGCUUGCUGCCCCUCCCCAGGUGAGGACUCUUGGAGGGGAAAAAAGGAUACCUGCUGCAGGAGGAAAGGCCAAGGCCAAGGUAAGCAGCCCUUUCUCUUCCUUUGGAAAGGUUUGUCUUGUGAGCUGUGGACCAUUUACUUUUCCUCCAGGGACACUUCCUGCCCAGUAGAGUCAUAACCAAGACCUGAUCCCCAAGUUCCUCCCAUCACCACAGAGGGUGGGAGCUGAGAAGGGCCCACUCUCCUUUUUUCUCAGUGUGCACAUGACCACUCCCCUGUUGGUUCAGCACCUCAAGGGUCUCUGCUAGCAUCAUUGGGAGAAAUGCCCUCCCCACAGGGAAGGUGACAGCCCCCGAUUUCCUAUGAUGGAGGUGCCUGCCCAGGCUGGACCUGCUGAGGCACAGGUGGACUCUGUUGCUCUCCAGAGCUAAGCUACUAAUGUUGUUUUGUUUCUAUGUAAUACGCUUUUUAUACAACGCAGUCUUACAUAUCAUGCUGCGUUGUGUUGCAUUGAUGUUAAUGUACCUGCCCCUUCUGGUCUCAGCACCCCCAGAUGUGUCCCACAUAGCUCCCUGGCCCUGUCUCUCCUGUGUUUGAGACAAGUCCUCUGUCUGCUGCAGGCAUGUGGGAACUCAAGCCUACCAUGACAGGAUGGGGGUUUUCCAUUUCAGGCACCAGUGAUGUUUGGGGACUUGACCGUCUACUUCUCCCUGAAGGAGUGGGAGGGGCUGAGCCCCAUAUAGAAGGAUCUGUACAGAGACGUCACACUGGAGAACUACCAGCACCUGGUCUCUCUCCGUAAGGACUUUUCUUAUCAGAGGCCAAAUGUGACCACCUUGUUGGAGAAGGGGAUAGCGUCCUGGAUGGAGCCAGUGAGAAGACGCAGGGGCCUGGACUCAGAGUUUAAAUGCAAGACCAAGAAGUUACGUCCAAAUUACAACAAACCUAAGCAAUGCAUCUAUCAGAAACCAUUUUCUGUAGCAUGAAAAGGUCCCCCAGGAAAGAGAGGCUGCAAGAAAAAUUCAGUCCUAAUAAAACCCAAGAAAGUGCAUCCAGGGAAGAAUUCUUUAAAAUAUAAUGACAGUGGGAAAAUCUUUAGUCAAAGUUUAUGUUUUAAACUCCAUCAGAAUUCUCAUACUGAAGAGAAGCCUUAUGAAUAUAGUAAUUGUAGAAAAGCCUACGGACAGGACUCAGCCCUCAUCCUUCAUCAGAGAAUUCACAGUGGAAGGAAAAGCCAUGAAUGUGGUAAGUGUGGGGAAAGCUUCAUUCAAAGAAUAACCAUGAAUGUCCAUGAGAAAAUGCAUGAUGGAAAGUAAACCUUUGGCUGUGGGAAGGCCUUCAGUCAGUGCCCAUCCCUCAGUCUACAUCAGAAAAUCCACCUUGUGGAGAAUACCCCCUGGUGCAGAAAGUGUGGGAAAGCCUUCAUUCAAAGGUCAUCUCUUUUACUUCAUAGGAAGACUCAAAAUGGAAAGACAAUAUGUAAAUGCAGUAAAUGUGCAAGAGGCUUCAGUAAGAGGUCAGUCCUUAUUGUACAUAAAAGAAUUCACACUGGAGAGAAAACCCAUGAGAGUGAGAGGGCCUUAAGUCAGCAGGGAAGUUACCUUUUAGAGAACCCCUAUAAAUGUAGAAAAUGCAGAAAAUCCUUUAAUAGGAUUUCAUCCAUUAUGCUUCAUCAGAGAAUUCAUGCUUCAGAAAAACCUUACAUAUGUGAUGAAUGUCAGAAUGUCUUCAGGUGGCUUUCAGCCCUUAUUCUACAUCUAAAAAUUCAUAAUGGAGAGAAACUGUACAGAUGCAACAAAUGUGGGAAGGUCUAUAAUUGGCACUCAUCCCUUCUUCAACACCAGAAAGUUCAUACAAGGAAAAGGAAACUGUUUGAAUGUCAGGAAUAUGGGAAGAUGUUUUCUGAAACUACCAACCUUAAAAUUCAUCAGAACAUUCAUUCUGAAGAGAAACCUUUCAAAUGCAAUAAAUGUGGUAAAGUGUUUGGCUUCCAGUCAUUUCUUAUUAAACAUCAGAGAAUUCAUACUGGAGAAAAACCCUACCAAUGCGAAGAAUGUGGGAAGGCCUUUGGCCAUCGAAUAUCUCUUACUCAACAUAAGAGAAUUUAUACUGAAGACAGACCAUAUCAAUGUGAUCAGUGUGGAAAGGCCUUCAGCCAGAGUGCACACCUCGCCCAACAUGAAAGAAUUCACAGUGGAAAGAAACCAUACACGUGUAAAACAUGCGGGAAGGGCUUUAGUCAACGCACAUCCCUUAUUCUAUAUGAAAGAAGUCAUACUGGAGUAAAACUCUAUGAAUGUAACCAGUGUGGGAAGGCCUUCAGCAGUGGCUGGGACCUUAUCCGACAUCAGAGAAGUCAUUCUUCAGAGAAACCCUAUGCAUGUAGUAAAUGUGGGAAGACAUAUAGUUGGAGCUCAUUCCUGAUUCGACAUCAAAGUACCCAUUCAGCACAAAAAGCCUAAUAUUGUUAUAAAAGCAAAGACUGAGGCUCAAAGUAGCAGUGACAGAGGCAUGAGGAAAAGACAUUUGUCUCUAACAAAAAUUUUGCAAAAAUGGGAUCAUUUGAUGAUGCAUCCCACUUUGAAAGCCAAACAACAAAAGUCCUUGGUGAUUUUGACCUGAGAAUUUGAAAUUAACUGAGGCAGUGACCUAAUCAUAGGUCUUAAUCAAGCUCAGAUGAUUGGAUCCUUCGUUUUCCAUAAAGAUUCUUUAUUUGAUAAGAAUCACUGAUGGCUUUUUUUCCAAUGUAGUUUUAAAGCUAUUUUGUUGGUCAUAUACAACAAGGUAGAAUUGUAAAGUCCAUUUUUGUGGGUGGGGCUUUGAACCUGAUUUAAUGUCAUGUGAAGAAAGAGUUUAGGGUUUGUUCCUUAGAACUAGAACUAUCACAUAUAAGGGACUUCCUGGAAAACUAGGAUGUCACUUUCAGCUGACAGAAAUUUGUGGGUGAUAAUACAGAAGAGUGAAUUCUUGAAUGGGUAAAAAUGACACAAUUGUGUGGGACAAAGAGACAUCACGAUACUAUCUCCAUAGAUGGGAAAUUUUAUGACCUUUGUGAUGUGAAAAACCUAACAAGCCUGACAGGGUAAUGGUGAAGGGGGUGCGGGGAGUGGGAGUAAGGUGGAAACAGGAUACACUGAAGACCAAGGAACUGCCGAGCAGAAAUUAUUUGUUUUAUUUAAAAAU